This is a messenger RNA of Lolium rigidum, 1634 nucleotides long. RefSeq lists its product as uncharacterized. Gene Ontology annotation, biological process: endoplasmic reticulum tubular network organization. Gene Ontology annotation, cellular component: endoplasmic reticulum tubular network. The record is from RefSeq and is a predicted model, not a curated record. The transcript is spliced from 5 exons. The coding region runs from base 1 to 1296 and encodes 431 amino acids. NCBI's taxonomy places the organism in Eukaryota, Viridiplantae, Streptophyta, Magnoliopsida, Poales, Poaceae.
AUGGCCGACGGGGACGCGAUGGCGUCGGCCUCCGCGGCGACGCCGCGCUCGCCGCCGGGCCCGCCGGAGACGCCGUCCGCGCAGAAGCGGAGGCAGCGCGGGCUCGUGUCGCGGGUGUGGAAGGGCAUCUUCGGCGGCCGCGAGGACGUCGAGAAGCUCCUGCAGGCGCUCGCCAAGGAGGAGGAGGCGCUCCGCUCCCGCGUCCACCGCCGCGCCCGCGCCUCCCGCCAGAACGCCCACAACGUCCUCGCCCUCGCAUCCGCGCUCGAGAUUGCGGCUGUUGGAUAUGCGAUUAUGACCACGAGAUCUCCAGACAUCAGCUGGCAGAUGAGGGCAGCCCGGGUGCUGCCCAUGUUCUUGGUUCCUGCUUUAGCUGCUCUCAUAUAUUCAGCUAUUUCAAGCAUUACGAAGUGGCUUGAUAAUAGAGACCAACAUACUCUUGAAAAGCUUCGUGCUGAAAGGCAGGCCAAAAUUGAUGAGUUGAAGGAGAGAACAAAUUACUACACUACCCAGCAACUUAUACAGAGAUAUGAUCUCGACCCUGCUGCAAAGGCCGCUGCUGCAAGUGUUUUGGCAUCUAAGCUGGGUGCAGAUUCUGGAUUGAGAAUCUUCUUGGGAGAUGAAUCAAACAUGGAUGGAAGUAAAAGUAACGAUCAGCACGGACAAACCUCUGGUCUGAGGCAAAGAAAAGCAGCCCACUCAGGUCAUGGCUCUGCUGGACAGACACACGCCUCGGAGCCAUCAGACGGGUCAAGUAUAUACGAUGGUAACGAAAGCCCGACUAGUUCAGAUCGGAGGACUGUCGAGCACUUCAGGGGGCAUGCUGGCAAUGACGGGGGGUGGCUUGCACGGGCGGCUGCUCUGCUUGUAGGCGAGGAUCCAACACAGUGCUUUGCGCUAAUAUGUGGCAACUGCCAUAUGCACAACGGUCUUGCAAGGAAAGAGGACUUCGCGUUCAUCACGUAUUACUGUCCUCACUGCAAUGCUCUCAAUGGAUCACGGCAACAGGAGGACAUGGUGCCUAAUUCUGGCAAGGAGACUCCUACCGACCGGUCCUAUGGUAACAGUGCCCAACCCAGCGCUAGCCAUGCGGACUCAGGGCUCAGCAGUCCUGUUGCGAGGAACUUGCCGACUGUCGAAGAGCUGCCUGCAGAAGAUCCUUCUGCGAGUGACCUAACGACUGUUGAAAAACCAAGAGCAGAGAGUCCUGCUGCAAAUAACUUACCACCAGCUGUUGAAAUUCCACCCGCCGAAGAUACUGGGGAGAAGGCAACCAGUUAUCAACCUGCCAGUUGAAUCUUCUUAUUUCUUGUAAAGGACUGUGCUCGUGAGUUCCUUGCCUUUGUGCCACGGAUUGUUGCCUAGGGGUAUCUGCCCGUUGCAUUGUCAGGAUGGCAUGUCAGAGAUUUUGACGCUGAUUUUUGUGGCUACCUAGCAUAUAGAUGUGGAUUAUUGGUGUGUUCCUUGGAUGGUUCCACUGGGACCUGCUAGGGUGCCACUGGUGUGAUGUAUAUUUCCAGGCAUCUUCAAUGGUGGUUGCUCCUUUUUUGUUUACUUUUAUCUUGAGUAUAUAGUUUUCUUUCUUUUGAUAAUGUGUAUCCUACACUUUUCGUAUUACGAAUUGUCAGUGUGCA